AUGAGGUACUUCUUCUGCUUCUUAUUCUCUUCAUGUCUCGCGCAGGCCGCGAGCAAGGUCUUUACAGGCUUCAACUAUGGCGCCUUCUGGAGCCUGGAAGCCAACGUCAAGAAGAAGGCAGACUUUCUUGAUGGCUUCAACUUAGCAAGAAAUCUUACCACCGACAUACCCUUCGAUAGUGCGCGCCUGUUCACUUGCAAAGCAGCCGGCACUCUCAAUGAGCCCACUGAAGCUUUCGAUGCAGCAGUCGACUCCAAGACCAACCUGCUCUUAGGAUUCUGGAUCACGCCAGGACAGAAAGGCGGCUCGCCGGACGAGAACGUCAAGAAUGAAAUGGCUGCACUCGAAAAAGGAUUCAAGAAACAUGGCCAAGCCCUUUCAGAUCUAGUUAUUGGGCUCUCCAUCGGCAGUGAAGACAUAUACCGUGUCGAGGAGGCCGGUGAGAUAGGUGUCACUGCGGCAGUUGUCGGACAAACAAUCGCUCAAGUCAAGAAAGACAUCGCUGCCUCGCCAUUUGCUCAGUACACGAAGGACAAGCCGAUUGGCCACGUCGAUACAGCCAAGUAUGCAGUGGUGGACAACGCUGACUUCAUUGACAUGACUGCAUAUCCAUAUUGGAAUAAAGACAGCAUCGAAUCAGCAAGCACAAGCUUCCAAGGUUCUCUCGAGCAAGUCAAGCAGCACGCAGGUAACCGACCUGUAUGGAUCGCUGAGAUGGGCUGGCACUCUACUGAUACCGAAUUACACGGCGCUGCAGUUGCGGGUGUGAACGAAGCACAGAAGUUUUGGAGCGAAGCUGGCUGUGCUGUGUUUGGUAAAUACACUACAUUCUACUUUGAGUUACUCAAAGAUACAACACCAGAACAGAAAGCUGAUUGGAGUAUCAUUGAUACCAACACUCGACAGCCAAGGAUCAGGAACUUGAGCUGUGGCAAUCCACAGGCCAAGCUCCCUACUGGCGCAUCAGCUAUCUCGCAAGUAUCAUCUCAAUCUGUUGGGUCGACGCCCCCAAGCAUACUUGUUUCUGGCUCACCAGUCACUCCAAGCGCGCCAGCGGUGAUACUGUCGUCUGAAUCUCCGUCGACCGGAUCAAGUACCAUGCACGUAACGGUAACGAGGACGACUACGGUGACUCCACAGCCCAUCCUACCAUCACUAGCUGCAUCCGGCGACACGUCAUUGACCACUUUCAUAGUGACUAUGACGAGCACUACUAUAAUAACGGCAUAG
Molecule: messenger RNA, 1230 nt
Organism: Alternaria postmessia
Lineage: Eukaryota; Fungi; Ascomycota; Dothideomycetes; Pleosporales; Pleosporaceae
Exons: 1
Coding region: 1-1230 (409 amino acids)
Biological process (GO): cell wall organization
Cellular component (GO): extracellular region; fungal-type cell wall; cell surface
Molecular function (GO): 1,3-beta-glucanosyltransferase activity; glucan endo-1,3-beta-D-glucosidase activity
Source: RefSeq, a predicted model, not a curated record